AAAUAUUUAAGUAACAUGCUUACAUCGUGGAAUCAUGUUAACAUUAGCCACAAGCUUGAGGAUCAGCUGAUAAGGCAAAACAAACACAGCCUCAACCAAAGCUACAUCAUGAAGCUAAAUACGUCCUUACUUCUGUUUAUUAUAGCUUGCCUCAGCUCAAUCACCUCCAUACAGGGACAGGGCUUUCAGAAAUGUGAGGAGACAGCCUACCCUCCUGAUGACCAAUACGCAGUACCUCAGUAUGUGGUGGAUCUGGACCUUCCUCCCCUGCAGCGGUGGUCGGCACUCAUGAGAGAGAAAGGUCCAAAGCUGGUGGCCCUGGUGGAUGAUGUCAAGGACCUCUUCAAGUCGCUCGUGGGGGAGAAGAUAUUUGAGAUCAUCUUCAAGAAUCUUGCUAAGGUGGCCACAACUCUGCCUUACCCCUUUUAUGAGGAGUUAGUCGGCAUCUCUACCUUCUCUGAGGUGCCGCUCAGUCUCAUCACCAUGUACAACAUUUUCUACGAGGCGUUUACACUGUGUACGUCCAUCAUCUCUCAGGACCCCAGUGGUCAGCUGUUCCACGGCAGGAACCUCGACACGGGAGUCUUCUUAGGAUGGGACAAGAAGAACCACACAUGGAAAGUAGCGGAACAACUGCGGCCACUGGCGGUCGAGCUGGAGUGGAGGAAGAACGGCACGGCUGUCUUCCGUUCCCUCAGCUUUGCCGGAUAUGUUGGCAUCCUGACUGGGGUGAAGAAGGACAAGUUCACCCUCUCCAUAAACAAAAGAUUCGCUCUUAAUGGUGGGUUUGUGGGGCUACUGGAGUGGAUUCUCUUCAAUGAUUAUAACCAGAGCUGGGUGUCAUUCCUGUCGCGUGAGAUCAUGGAGGAAGUCGAGAACUACGAGGAGGCACAGACCAGACUCAUCAAGACAAGACUUUUGGCUCCUGUUUACUUCAUACUGGGUGGAACACAACCAGGGCAGGGCUGCAUCAUCACUCGAGACAGAGACAACUCCAACCUUUUAACUCUUGGCUCUACAAAAACUGGAUCAGGGUCGUGGUACCUAGUGCAGACCAACUACGACCACUGGAAAAAGCCUCCGUUCUUUGACGACCGCAGGACACCGGCCAAUCGUUGUAUGACCGAGGGCGGGCCAAAUAAUGCAUCUCUGGGUCUAAUUUACAACGUUCUCUCGACCAAACCUGUGCUAAAUAAGGAGACUGUGUACACGGCACUGAUGCAAGCCAGCUCAGGGCAAGUCCACGGGUGGAUCCGCCAGUGUCCUGACCCGUGCUGGCCCUGGUGAGGACUUACUCUGGAAAGUAACAGAAAAGUAGAGUUCAAGUGAAGUUACAUUCCAUAGAAUAUAUUACCAUUAUUAUAGACUCUGCUGGCUUGAAGGGCCUUUUGAAACACUUGGGUGCUUCGACCAACUCCUUCCACUGUUGCUGACCUUCUACAAGUUCCUCUCAGAUAUAGGUCUUCAUUUAUCACAUCCUGUCAUCUGGUUCUUACACUUCUUCAAGGUCUUCUCCUCUGGUCUCACUCAUAAGCUGCUCAGGUGACUCUAUCAUCACUGACCGGGGAAACAUGACCUAGCCAUCUCAGUUGCAAUGACCUUGUGAAUCUUGAUGCCAGAGGCUGCUUGGUCAGACUAUGUAUCGUAUGUCUCUCUUAUGUUUCGUUGUCACCUCCGAGUGCCAUUAUCAUGUAUAAGGCUGCAUAUGCUUCAUAGGAUGUUGUCAAAAUGUAAUCGUUUAUUUUACAGUUUAUUAAUUAAGCAGAUUCCCUGCUUCUUAUAAGUUAUGACCACAGUACUUAUUCUGUAUCCCAGAGUAAACACACCAACACUCUUUUGUUGUCAUCACUUGUGCUUUAUGUGAAAUUACUUUACUUUAUCCUUUUCACCAGUGAUUGGCCUGUUAGCCACUCGAGCCAACCCAACCCAACCCCCAAACCUUUAGUACUGGGACACACUCCAGAUAUAAUGGACCCCAGUGCUGGAAGGCUGGGACCUAUUUGAACAGCAACUUUUUCUGUGACUUUGUUUUUUCACAGUAUUCUCUGCUCAAAGGAAAUAUACUGACAGAUUGGACAGUUAUAUACAGUAAAUGUGUCUUAGAGUCAGCUGUUAUAUAAAUUUGUCACAAACUCAAGUACUGUUUAGUAUUAUAUAAAUUUGUCUCAAACUCAAGUACUGUUUAGUAUUAUAUAAAUUUGUCUCAAACUCAAGUACUGUUUAGUAUUAUAGAAAUUUGUCACAAACUCAAGUACUGUUUAGUAUUUUAGAAAUUUGUCACAAACUCAAGUACUGUUUAGUAUUAUAUAAAUUUGUCUCAAACUCAAGUACUGUUUAGUAUUAUAGAAAUUUGUCACAAACUCAAGUGCUGUUUAGUAUUAUAUAAAUUUGUCUCAAACUUAGUGGCUAUAUAAAUAAUUUGCCAGACUCAACCGUUACUGGUAAAGUGUAUAGAUUGUUACAGCCUCAAUAAUUUACAACAUUGUCACAAAUAUAACUGUGAUAGAAAUUUGCCUAAAAGAGAUGACAGCUAUUAGACGUCCAUAGGUUUUGGAUAUUCAGUUAUUUUAAUAUUGUUUUGUAGGUAUUACUGUACUACACUUAUUACUGUUUUGUAUAUAUAACUGUACUACAAUUAUUGCUGUUUUGAAAUAUUGUUUCUUAUAAUAUCACUUAGAUGAUAAUUUAGCGAAAUUAUCAUAAUUUUAUUUCUCUUUCAAGGUUAAUUUCCGUAUAAUAAAGUUCUGAACACAGAAUAUUAACCCCUUGUGUACAGGGCUGCCUCUGAGCUGAAUAAAAUACAGUCGGUCCUCGACUUACGACUGGGUUAAGGACCGACGACCGGGUCGUAAGUUGAAAAUGCGAAAAUAAUAC
This is a messenger RNA of Homarus americanus (American lobster), 2874 nucleotides long. Its product is annotated as acid ceramidase-like. Gene Ontology annotation, cellular component: lysosome. Gene Ontology annotation, biological process: fatty acid metabolic process. Lineage: Eukaryota; Metazoa; Arthropoda; Malacostraca; Decapoda; Nephropidae. The record is from RefSeq and is a predicted model, not a curated record. The transcript is spliced from 10 exons. The coding region runs from base 16 to 1287 and encodes 423 amino acids. Gene Ontology annotation, molecular function: fatty acid amide hydrolase activity; N-acylsphingosine amidohydrolase activity.